Messenger RNA from Aspergillus versicolor CBS 583.65, 840 nucleotides. RefSeq names its product N-acyl homoserine lactonase family protein. The transcript has 6 exons. The record is from RefSeq and is a predicted model, not a curated record. Bases 1 to 840 code for a protein of 279 amino acids. Lineage: Eukaryota; Fungi; Ascomycota; Eurotiomycetes; Eurotiales; Aspergillaceae.
AUGUCCUCCAUUUGUGUAGAACAAGCCCCAAAGGGUACCAAGCUCUGGCUGCUUCAUCUAGGCUACGUAGAAACAGAUGAAGGAUUCCUUCUUCAAGGAGCUGGGCUCUCAACCGCAAGCAACCCAAACCCACCAAGCCCAAGACGCCAGAUGGUGCUGAUAUCAGUGCUAAUUGACCAUCCAACCGAAGGCUUGAUUCUGUUCGAAACCGGCCCCGGCGAAGCAUACCCCGAGGUCUGGGGCCCGCCUGUCAAUGACAUCUUUGCGCGGGUUGACUACAGUCCGGACCAUGAGCUGAAGGCGGCCAUUGCAAAGACGGGCAACGAUAUCAAGGAUGUAAGGGCCGUGGUCAUGGAUCAUCUGCAUCUCGACCAUGCGGGCGGCCUGGAGCAUUUUAGUGGUACCGAUGUGCCGGUAUAUGUGCAUGAAAAGGAGCUGAAGCAUGCGUUUUAUAGUGUGGCUACAAAAACUGAUGCAGGUGUCUACCAUCCGAAGGAUCUGAAUACACAGCUCAACUGGCAGGCAUUCCAUGGGGACGUAUUUGAACUUGCUCAGGGAAUCACUCUGCGCCAUGCACCGGGACAUACCCCUGGGCUGUCUAUCCUCCAGGUGAACUUGGCUAGCAGUGGGACGUGGCUUUUCACCACCGACCAAUACCAUGUCCAUGAGAACUACCACGACUCAAUCCCCCACGGAUGGCUUGCUCGCGAUCAGAAGAAAUGGGUGAGGUCGCACCAGAUGAUCCGGACGAUUGCGAAACGCACAAACGCCAACCUGGUUUUUGGCCAUGACAAGGAAAUGUUUUUCAAGUAUAAUCAUGCACCGGACUAUUAUGAGUAG